UACUGUUAAAGCAACAGCUAGUUUUUUUUUAAAGUAUUCUUGUCAAAUUUAAAUAUUUAUUAAAAUGGCCAUGAUAGUUAAUGUUUUUGGCCUGAGAUCUGUUUGUUUGAUUGCAAUUGCUUUUUGUGCAAUUCUUCAUCUGACAUUUUCAGAUCAAAAAAUUUGUGGCAAGGCCAUAAAUGAUGCAUUAGUUCUCAUGUGUGGUGGAAAAGGAUACAAUAAUUAUAAAACCAAACGAAACUUUCCCUUCGAAGAAAACUUUGACAACGAUGAAGAGGAAACUUUUGGGCUUGAUCUGUACCAGCUACCAUUUUGGACUAGCAUGAAUGCUAAUAGUUUAGCUAAAUUACGACGCAGACGAGAAGGAAUCUAUCAUGAGUGUUGUUUAAAGCAGUGCUCUCAUCAAGAAUUGCUGUUAUAUUGCAAUCCUUAAGAAAUUGUGCGCACUUUCAAAAAAUAAAUGACAUUUCUUUAAAAGACUUAAAAUGCAACUGAUAUAAUUUAAACUAUCUAAAUAAAGCUUCCUUA
This is a messenger RNA of Eupeodes corollae, 528 nucleotides long. RefSeq names its product probable insulin-like peptide 1. The record is from RefSeq and is a predicted model, not a curated record. Gene Ontology annotation, molecular function: hormone activity. Lineage: Eukaryota; Metazoa; Arthropoda; Insecta; Diptera; Syrphidae. Gene Ontology annotation, cellular component: extracellular region. The transcript is spliced from 2 exons. Bases 65 to 433 code for a protein of 122 amino acids.